Molecule: messenger RNA, 5205 nt
Organism: Anopheles aquasalis
Lineage: Eukaryota; Metazoa; Arthropoda; Insecta; Diptera; Culicidae
Gene: Marf1
Product: meiosis regulator and mRNA stability factor 1-like protein
Molecular function (GO): nucleic acid binding
Source: RefSeq, a predicted model, not a curated record
UUUACCCUGUCCGCCGACACUCUUCCAAACCUUUCAAUUAAUUGUUGUGUGAACAAUACAUUCGGUUAGAUCGCAAAUCGUGCAGCGUGCGGUUUGAAGGUCGCAAGUUCGUUGACCACCAAUUUCGUUAUACACAGUACGUGCUGUCGUUAAAGUAAUACUAAGCAAAUUGUACAGUAACAGGAAACUUAGCCGAAAAUUCCAUUGAUUUGUUUUCGGUUGUAAUUGUGAUAAAAACAACUCGUUUGUCUAUCAAGGCGUUUCUACAUUGUAUCGUAACAAUCCACACUGCUACGUUAUCGUGAGGCUUGGUCAUCUGUGCGCCGAUCAAAAGAAGGUCGACAGUUUUUACAUUGUUUUACAUUUUUGUACGAAUUAAGCGUAUAUUGUUAGGAGUGUUCGUAAAUCUACUGUUACGUCGAACGCACCAGUUUACUACCGUAAUCGUCUGAGUUCUUAGGACGGUUAAGCAGCGUUACUGCAUUCCUAGCCAGCACCAUCGACCAUGAGCAAUAACAGCAUGACUAACAGCAUCUAUGAAUCCAGAUCCUUCCCGGAUCUGGUUGCGAAUUUGACCGCCGAAAGCGCUAAAAUGUUUAACGGCAGGCAGCCGUACCCCGGACAGGGGGGUUUUAAUAUGAAGGGCUAUAGCCAACAGGCCGCACCACAUGUCUCGCAAAUGAGUGGCCACUGCAACCAGAAGCAGCGCUAUACACCGUAUCCAAGCCCCAACUAUGGUGGCAUAGCCGGUGGGCCUGGUAACUGCGGUGCACCGAGCGCUAAUCAAAGCAGUCUUUGUCAGCCCAAUGCGAAUCAGUUGCAGCCCCCAUUUCAGCCGGGAAACAGCUACGGCCAACAGCAGCAGGUUUCCAACAAAUCGCUCAACUCUUCGCUCAACAGUAGCGGAUCCGAUUCGGGCAAGAACUCGACCUUCUAUAGCAACAACACCAGUGGCUGUAGCAGCCCGCAUCAGAGCAACUACUCCACGGAUAGUUUGAGCACCGGCACCAGCAUCCUGAGCAACCUGAGCGCCUCGAUGAAUUCCAGUGGCUCGGGAACGGGACCGGGAACGGGGUCACUAGUACCUACGCCACCAUCGGAGCAGCCGUCGAACGGAACGGCAUCGGAUCCGGAGAAGGAAUCGGUGGUGCUCCAGAUCAGUAAUCUCGAUGCGUCCAUUGAGGAGCACAAAAUGCGCCAGUAUCUGCUUUGCCAGCUGAAACCGAUCACACCCGUCCUUUCGCUGUCGAUCGAAAGUCCUUCACUGGCGAAGGUGAAGGUUCCGUCGGCGCAAUGUGCCAAGCAGGUUGUGGCCAAUCUUCAUCGCAAAAAGAUCGGCCACAAGCGCAUGGUCGUGUCUUACAUUAAAGAUCCAUCCUCGGCCGAAUCAUCGGCCCUACGGUGCCAGGUGGCGGGCCUAUUGAAUGAUGUACCGUGCUAUAGCCUGCCGGUAAACAGAUUCCGGGAGCUAUUCCAGUCCCGGUUCAAGUCGUCGAUCUGUGUGCUCGAUCUGUAUCGCAUGCAGGACGUGUGCACCGUCUCUAUUGAUAAGAACGAUGAGAAGUACAUCACGCUCCAUCCCAAUCUGGUCGAUACACUGCGAAACAAUCCGCUGGUCGAAUCGUCCCAACACAGCGUCCCGUACUGUAUGUAUCACUUCAAGCAGCAAAAGGAGAAGGGUUGGGCAGAACAGGAGAUCGAACCGCUUCCGAGCGUCAUGAUGAGUAUUAACCAGCUUCAAUCGUUGAUAUAUUCGCUGUUGAAAACGCACAAAAGCGACAUCCCGGUGGCGAGCAUUCUGUACUGUAUCGAGCACGAGCUGCAGGUGAACAUUAUACCGAACGAAAAUGGAGUUCCACUCGAGCAUCUACUGUGCUGCAUCCGCGGGGUGCAAAUCACUAACAAUAGCUUCGGUAUUAAGGUGCUCUCGUGGUUGGACCACGAACUCAACUCCAGCAAAGACAAUGAUGAUGGCUGGUCCGCUAAUCUACGCUAUAUGCCGGUCAGCCCUUCGAACGAGUUUUUGCAACAAAUUUCACGCGAAGUCGUUGAACUGAUCAAGAUGUCUCCGAAGUCAACGAUGCGCUUCACACGCUUCAUACCGGCCUAUCACAACCAUUUCGGCAAGCAGUGCCGUGUGGCCGAUUACGGUUAUACAAGGCUGAUCGAGCUGUUCGAAGCGCUGUCGCCGGUGGUGCAGGUGAUGGGUGAUGGUGAGAACCGCCAUAUUACGCUAACCCACCGUACCCAGAUACGACGCUUCACAAACGAUCUGCUCAAGAUUCUGCGCAAUCGACCAAGCAAGUCGAUUCUGUUGUCCCAGCUACCGCUUAUUUUCUCCCAGGCGCAGUACCGACUGUUUGAUGUAACCGAUUACGGGGUCUGUGAUAUCUACGACAUCGUGGAUGGGCUCGUGUACAGCAACUGCAUUGUAACGAAGGUGUGCAAUGAGGUAGAUAUGCUGAUCUCGAUCGUUAAGAGAAAGCAAACGCCCGCAGAGCUGGAGAAAACGGCCGUGUUUGCCGCGGAAGUUGUAGAGCUGUUCCGCAAGGCACCUCAGUUUUCGAUUCCGUUCAAGAAACUCGUCCGCUCGUAUCACUACCAUUUCGGUUAUCAGUGUCGUUUGAGCGAUUAUGGGCUGCUGAAGCUGUCUGAUCUGCUCGAGGCACUCGGUGGGCUUGUGGAGAUGGAACAGAGUAACGAUGAAGAUCGUAAGACGUAUCUCAACUAUAGGGCUGCAGCUAGAAUCUUCGCCGAGCAGGUACAGGAGAUCAUCAAGCACUGUACGGGCAACCCUUGCUCGACGGUGCGCCUGAACGGGAUCCUCAAUGUUCACAAGAACAAGUACGGCUAUCAGCUGCAGGCGGGAUCGCUCGGGUUUUCCAACAUGUUCGACGCCAUCAAGGCACUGCCGUACACGGAGGUGUUCGAGUCCGGUGGCGAGUAUAUGGUGGUCUCGCACAUGGAGGAUCCCACCUUCCGUAUGCGUACGUAUGCGGUCUGCAUCGUGCUGAUGGAGUCGCAAAAGGAUCGUUUGCAAUUCUUUCAGUUAUCUCGCGUUUACCAGCAACGUUUUCGGGACUGUCUGAAUGAGAAACAAAUCGCGAGCAUGAAGCACGCCUUCACGAUCGAGGUGGAUAAAGGUCUGCAGACUGUGACAAUGACACCGCUGAUGAAGUUUGUCGUGAGCAUCGUACAAGUGUUGAAACAGCGAGCCCCAAUCACUUUGUAUGAUCUUAAACAAACCUUAAACGUAUCGCUGGGUACGUGUUUCGAAUUCGGACAUCCAAACCUGCCGUCAGUCAUCAACGCCUUUGCCGAUGUGUUCAAUGUUGCCAACUUGCCCUAUCUCAACGAACGCAGUGAAAUCGAUCUGAACCGCGAAUGCAUCCUAUCCAAAGUAUCCUUUGAAGAUCGUUCUGGUACAACGGGAAAUACAGAUGGGCCUUUUCCGCCUUUCGGUAUCUCUUCGACAAACAUGCCAUUCGGGGGUGGCGAUCCUUCCUGGCGUAACGGGAACAACCCUCAGAACUUUCCCCCAAUGCCACUGCUGAACGAUCCGUUCGGCAUGAAAGCACUGCAGCAGCGGGCAGCAGUAGCAUCGCAGCAGUAUCGUCAAGGUGCACAGCAACAGUUGCUCCCGUUGCAGGCACUGCAAUCCUCGCAACAGCUUACUCAGCAGCGUCCUCCGCUCAAUCCGUUCUUCACUAACCGUAAUCCAAACGUAGACUUGUCCAAUCCUUGGUACAACGGUGCGAACAACGGUAAUCCCAUGAUGUCAUUCCGCGGUGACACUGUCGAUUCCUUCUACAAGGAAGUCAAUUAUCAAAACGCUUUGCUCGCUAUGCAAAACGGACCGAUCGAGAACUCGCUGAACAAGUUUCGUUCGUCCGAUUAUGCACUGGAUCUACUGCCGGCCGCCUUCCAGGCGGGAUGUUCCAUGCAGCAAACGACUGCCAACAAUAGCUUCGCCGGAGGGCAGUCCCAGCCCAGAAGCUUGGAGCAACCAUCGAUUGCCAAACCGCACCCGAACGUGGGAUAUUUUGGUAACGACAAGCGCAAUCUUACAGAGCUGUACAACAGUCGCAAGUCACUCUUGGAGCUGCUGUCGAACAAUUAUGCACCGCCCAAACCGGAUACUCCGCCAGCAACGAAUCUUCCCUUCUGGCUGGAUCCAAUCUGGAAUGAUACUCUAGCCUCCUUGGAAUACUCGCUGGGCGGCAAGGAUCCAAACACGUUGCUCAACAUACCUAUUCCGGAACUGAAAGUUUUCGAUAAUCUGCCACCGCUCGAUACACCGAGCAUUUUGAUGCCGAAGAAGGAACUCGUCUUCACCUUCGAUCAAGAUGAGUAGCUACGGGAGGCGGAAUAGAGUGAAGGAGAUGUUUUCAGUUCCAUGAUUCAGUUUCUCAGUUGUCUCCCUGGAGAAUUAACCUUCUUCGUAAGCGAGUGAGAUUCUUUUGUUAGAUGGUUCGAUGGACAGUUUAAUAUGUUCUAAUAGAUUUGUUAAAAUAGACUGUCCGCUAGAACCAGGCCUUCGGGAACAAUUCCAACGAUUUUAAACACCAAAAAAUCCAAACCUAAAAUGUUGAAUGAGUUAAGGAUGUGGUUAAUGUAGGGUAGUGUCUUUAGUAGUUAUGUAGAUUGCUUGGUUCUCAUAUCCUAGGAAAGGCUUUUUGUGGCAUCUCUUUACAUCGGAUGACUGUUUGUUUAAUUUAAGUUACAACGUGAGUUAUUUUAAAUUUGUGUAGAGUUGCAUGAAGAGUAUUCUGUCUUUAUCGGUAAAUGCGAUAGAAUACAAACCACACCAUAGGCGAGAAGCGAUGCGAAAGAUGCAUGGUGUAAUGGACAAUUAACCAUAGUCACGUGUCGAUGUGAUAACAAAUCUCUCACUCGGAACGCUUUUGCGCAAAAAGGGAUAUUUUCUUGCAGUGCGAGCGAAGAACUGUGAUUGUAAAGCUGUCCCCACCCCCCAUAAACACUACUCGAGAGCGCCGAUGGUGUUCGUAGCUUUUACUCCCAAUAGAGUUAAGGAACAAGUUCAAUCUACCUUCUGUUAAAUCGUGCAACAACGCUUAGCGAAACAGUUAUUUAUUCCUUCAUCAUUCAGUCUAGAGUCAGGACGUGAUUGUGAUUGAAAUAGUUUCUAAAUUCCUAAGAUUAAUCAAAUUUUGAGAAAUAAACUGUUUUGUUGAUGCAUCGUUA